UGGAUGCUGCAAUGAAAGGUUAAGAUUUUUUCUGAAAUCUGACAUGCAUAUUUAUGGAUUUAUUGAGAACGUCGCUACGGGGUCCAAAUUAUGAUAUAAAAAAUGCAUUUUUAAUAUUCCACAAAGCAAUUUUAUAUACAUUUUUCUAUGGUACAAUGUUGCCAAAUUUAGCCAAAAGGUAUUGUCAUAUCCAGUAGGGCAUAUUUUAAAUCUGAGUUAGACUAUUACUUAAAUGAAUUUUAAAAGCCAAACUAAUAAAAGAAAACUAAAUAGAUUUAAUUUAUUUUUAUUGACUUAAGUUUUAACAAAUAUCACUUAACUUUUUAAAGCUAGGUUUCAACGAAGAUUUUUAUUUCUUCAAUAUUUUAUCAAUCCAGGUAUGCAACUUAUCCUCAUCUUGAAGUCCAAUCAAUCGCUCUUUAACCUUACCAUCUUGAAAGAUAUAUAAAGCAGGUAUGGUGCUUACCUAAAAUAAUUAAAUUUUCUCCCAAGUCGUCUAUAUCAACUUUAGCCAAACUAAUUUGUCCUUUCUUUUGUGCUAUCACAUUUUGCAAUCUUGGUUCUAGAGCUUUGCAAGGGCCACACCAACUAAAAUGAACAUUUGUCAACCCUGAUACGAGCAUUUACAAAAUGUCAAUGUCACUUUGCGAAAUCAAAACGUUAGCGUGUGAGUAAUGUAAGGUUAAUAAUUUGAUAAAACAUUUUAUUCUUACAAACUACUUCAAAGUAAUGUCAGUGAUACACUUGCAAUUGCAGGUGUAUAAUAAGAAAUUUAUUUGAACAAAAGCGAACUUUUAUACUUAACAAAUAAGUAAAUAUUUUGCCGGGUUUUAAGUGUUUUAUCCCGUUUUACUGCAACUAUGGAACCCAAACAAGUAGAUUUUUGUGUUAUUAAACAAAAAAUAAUAAAAACUGACGAGGUACUUCAAAUGUAUUUGGAAAACAACAAUAAACUGAAGAAAACCAUACAAGUUAUCAAAGAACUGAAGUGUAAAUAUGACCGUUCACAACUAGAAAAUGAAAGAUGCACAUUUUCCCUGAAAACUUUAAAAACAAAACACAUGCAGUUGGAAACACAAUGUGAAGAAUUAAUCAACCACCAAGCAAGUCUAGAACAAAAAUAUAGUCAGACUCUAGUUGAUUCUCACAGCCACAUUAAAAGUUUAGAAGAUGAAUUGCAAAUGCUUAAGGAAUUGAGCCAAGCUUCAGAUAGUCUUUCUCCAAAGAAGAGUUCUACAACAGAACUUGCUUCAAAGAAGUUGGAAGAAUUAGAGCAGCAAUUGGCCACAUACAAAGAGACUGAGAAUGAACUUAAAAAAGAGUAUAAUAAUCUAACCAAAGAAAAUAUGAAUUUAAAAUUUCAGUUGGACAAAAAAAAUGAAGAAAAAAUGAGAGCUCUAAAUAUGUUGGAGAAAGAAAAGGCUAAAGUAGUUCAAGAUUUACAUUGUGAAAUGGAUAAUAAAAUUAAAUUACAUGGUCAGCUAUGCCACCAAAAAGAUAAAGAAAUACACGAACUGAAAUUAUCUUUGUCCGAUACAAAUUCUUUAAAAAAACGAGUAAUUUUUCUUGAGGCAGAAAAUGAAAGGUUAAAAAAAGCCAAUUUUAUUAAAGAACAGUCUUUAAUUGAAGCAAAAACAAAUAAGAAACAUAUCAGAAAGAUGAAGACUGUGUGUGUACAAACAGAUGCAAGUUUCUUUCAGAAGGACAUAGAAGAAUACUCGUCUGAACCAGAUGAUUAUGUAACUGAUAUAUUACGUUAUUAUCAUAUACCAAUGCCUUUGUCACCUUGUCGAUCACCUUCACCUACAAAGUUUAUAAAAAAUAUUCCCAAAAUUACCCUCAGUGAUAUACCGGAUAUUAUUGUUACACCAUCUACGCCACUUGCAGAAAUUGUUAAUACAUUUCCUAAAAAUAUUAACAAUCCAGUAGAUAUUGUCACACAAAAUAAUAUUGAUAAAGAACCACCCAUUAUAAAAUCUAUUCCUAAUGAUGAUAUGACAAAUGUUUCCUGUGGCAAUAAAAUUAAAAAUCUACCUACAACACCAGUUAAUAAUAUAAUGAAAAAAAAUCUAAAACGAACAGUACUUUUAAAGAAUCGAAAAAUCCUGAAAAAAAGGCUGCCAGUGAAGAAAAAAUUAAAAAUCAAAACUCAAGAUAAUAUCCUCAGAGCUUUGCAAAUCCUCAACAAAUCAAAAAUAAACUUUACUAUUUCUAAUGAAAAACAUUUUCCAAUACAUUGUAACACACUGAAAAAAUGCUCUGAGAUUCAACCAAAUAUUGCAGAACAUCAAAUUAAUGUGAUACCCCAAGUUGAAGGUUUGGCAUGUAAUUCACAAAAUUGCAAUGAAAUGUACAUGCUAUUAAAUGAAUCGAAUGAAGGUCUCUUAGGUUUCUUCAAUAAGAAAAAAGAAAAUCCCACAACUUCACCUAACAUCGAUACAAGACUUGAUUCUAAACAAGACCCUAUAAUGUGGUUACAAAAUAAAUUAAAGCAGGAAAUUACACCAGACAAUGUCUUGGAUAAGCUCGCUGAGUUAGUCUGUGAAAAAAUUAAAAAUACAACCAAAAGACCAAAUACAUUCAGAAUAGAUAGUUCAGGGUAUAUAUCUGAAACUGAAGGUGAAUUGGAACACCUGUUUGAAAAACCCAGUAAUGAUACUCUUGCAGUUAAUGCAUUACUGAUGAAGAAACUGAGAGAAGAAUGUUUAAUACGAGAAAACAAAACUCAUAUGGGAUCAGAAGUUUCAUCAGAAAUAUCCUUACCUAGCUAUCUAAACGACCACAGUCAAACAAGUUCUAUUGCUGGAUCAUCUAAACUAUAUCAUUCUGAAAAUGAUGUUAUGUCAACAAAUUCUCUUUCUAGAGCAGAAUCAAAUCACUCAAAUUCUGAAUGCAAUAGAGUUAUAGGUGUCAGCAAUACAGAUGCUACCUCUCCAAUUAUUAAAUUAGAAGAUAUUCCUCAUUUUGUGGAAGAAAGGCCAAACCAAGUUAACACGUCUGUAGAAGAUGGUGCCUUAAUUGAUUGCCCUGAUGCAGAAGUCGCUGACAACGAUGUAAAAGAUUGUUGUGAAAUUAAUAAUGCCAUUUGUGAUAAUACAACAUCUGUAGAAGAUGUUUCAUUGAUUGAUUGGCAAGACAGUUCAACUAGUCAAGAAAAGGAUGUCAAAGAUUUUUGUGCAAUUGAUAACGUCAUUGAUAUACCUAUAAAGCUGUGUGAUAAUACCUCUUUGGAAAAACAAAUUUCUAUAAAACAUUGUCAGUCAACUUGUCCAUCUUCUCCCAUCUCUAAUUUUUCUACUAAUAAUCCAGACAGUAUUGGUUUGUCAUUGGGUGCUAAUACUCAAGUGACUGUGAAACAAGAAAAUGUUGAAUUCCCACAAGAAAUAAAAUGUGAAUUGGAUGUCGUUAAUGAAAGAAAAAUCAAUAUUUUGAAUGUAGAGAUUUAUAAAAAUUUCGUAAAACAAGAAAAUGCGGAUAAAGACGGCCUUUCUUUAACCAAUACCAAAAUAUAUGAAGAUAUUAAAGGCGUUAAAGUAUUUAAUUUGGAUUCCAUUAAAAAUUAUGUAGAACAAGUUGAAGCAAUAAAAAGUGAAGAAAAAACUGAUCCCAUUACUGAAAUUGCAGAUAAUUCAUCUUCAGAUAAUGGAAAAUAUAAUGAUAAUGACACUUCUGAAUGUACCAGUAAUCAUGCUGUUAAUUCUCCCAAUUUUGAUCCAAUUAAUUAUAAUUUUUCACCAAUUCUGGCCACGCAGCGAUCUCCACCAACUUUUUUGACACCCAGUCCCAAGUUAGUUGAAGAUAGUUUGAGUCUAGCUGCAAUAUCCAGGAUAUCUACGGCGCCAUCUGCUAUAAGUCCUUUAAGCGAUUGUUCUAUAAUUUCUGAAGAUUGUAAAAGAAGUAAAUUAAAAAAAUCGACCGAUCGAAAUAAAAAUGAUGUUGCUAAUAAAACAAGAGAUGUCAAAUAUUUAAUUAAUAGUAAAUUUAAAGCAUUAUGUAGAGACAAAAAAGAGAAUGAUUCAAAUGAAACGGGGGUUAAACCUAUUAAUGAUCUUGCUAAAAUUAUUUCUCCUAGAUGUACCAGAUUAAAUACAAACAAUUCUAUAAAUUCUCCCACAAAAAAUAGACUGUCUGUCUCUGAAGAAGAAUCUACUACUAUAUCAAUAUUUUCAAAUGCAGACAAUUGCAUUAACAGCCUUUUGAGAGACGAAAAUAUAUUGACUGAAGAAGUUGAUUCGUUUUUAAAUAUUUUCCAAUCUAAUAAGAGUUUCAGUGAGUUAAAUCAAUCGUUUGCCAAUAGUACAUUAGAUUCGAAAAUACCUAGACAGCUGUCAUUCACUAAGUUUGAGAAAUCUUCACUAAAUCUUACUGAUAUAUCAAAUAAAACAACAGUAAGUGACAACUCAAUGAAAACAGAAGAUAUGGAUAUUAAACCUGAAUGUCCAAUGUCUCCUGAACCAAUUAGCAAGGAAGCAGGUCAAGUUGGGUAUAUAUCUAACUUAAUAAAAACAGAAGAUAUGGGUAUUAAAGCUGAAUGUCCAUUGUCUCCUGAACCAAUUAGCAAGAAAGAAUGGCAGGUUCAGCAUGCACCUAAAAUCAUACCAUUAGAAAGAGUUGAGGAAACAGAUACUAGUUAUACAAAAAUAUCAGAAGACGCACAAAAAGUUCAUUUAACUCAACAAAUUAUAGACGUUCUAAAAGAAACCUCAGGUAGUCAACCUUUACCAAUAACUAAGAGGAAAAUAGGCAGACCUAGAAAAAUUAAUCCUAGCUUAGAAGCAUCAAAACCAACUCCCUUGCAAAAGCCAACAAAAACGCGCUUAUGUAAAUUAAAGGUAUGUGAUAGUGAUGAGGAGAUUAGCGAAUUUACAACUCUACCAGCAAGCUUCAGUAAAGAAGUAUCCAAUUUAAAAUCUGAAAAUAAAAGGCGAAUUAGCGAGACAAGUGAUGAUACUUCCGACUCUGGCGUAUUAGAUAAAGAAUUUAUUCCUAAAAAGGCGACAAAAAGGAUACCCAGGAAGGUAAGAAAAAAGUCUACUGCAGGGUCUGAUAGUCCUAACGAAUUUCUACCUUCUGAGGAAUUAGUUUCUAAAAUAGUAGAAGAUGUAAAAGCAGAAGAAACCUUAAAUUCAGAUGAUGAAGAAAAAGAUAGUUGCUCUAGGAAAAAUAAAAUAGAAUGUAAUCCCAAUCAGGCUGUACCCGUAAAAAGGGGACGAGGUAGACCAAGGAAGUAUCCAAAGGAAGAUAUAAAAAAUGAUAAGAAUGAAACAAGGGCCAAAGAAGAAGAUUGUAAUCAAUUAACUGACACUGGUUGUAAUAAGAAGUUGAGUGAACAAGAAGACUUAUCAUUAGAAUUUGAGGUAUUACCGAAGCCUCAUAAACCAAUGAAGAAAAUUACCAAACUUCAAUCGAAAAUAAUGAAACAAAUGAAGGAAAAGCAGAAAAUGUUUCAGAAGCAACCUGCUUGUAACGUUUUAGAUGAUUCUAGUGUUGGCUGUGAUGAUAGGAUUAAGGAAAACCUGAUUGAAACUGAAAGUUUAAGUCAAAUUAAUAAUAAGAAUACUAAUUUAAGUAGGAAGAUAAGUAAUAUACAGAAUGAGGACUCUGAUAAACCAGAGGGUUCAAUUUCUGUUUCCGGUUUAAAUGUACAAUCCGAUCCGGGAAAUGUUAAUUUAAAUCCAAACAAUGUACAGUUAAAUGCAAAUUUUCGGAAAAAGAAGUUAACUAAAAACAAAAAUAAAAGCGACCUCUUGUCUCUAAUAAUAAAAGAUAUGGAUAGGAUUAAGCCACAAAUGAAACGUACUGUGAUAAAAAGGGAAGUGCCUGAGGGAAUAGGCGAAAAGCAGUGGAGGAAGAAUGUGUUGGAAAUAGCUGAAAUUGUACAUGAUAAGAAGAACAUUGAUAUGAAAGAUAUUUAUGGGAUGGAACCUUAUAUGAGACACCGUAAUGGGAUUUUGGUUAAUGGUUCCAAGGUACCUGCCAAAAUAACAGUUCUUUUAAAAAAAGUAUUAGCGAUACCAAAUGAAGAUGAUAUUCCAGAAAGUAUUUUGUUGGAAUUUAAACGAUUUCCAAUCAAUGAGAUAAUAGACAUAAUACUUUAUCAGAUAUCGAGGGAUAUUAUUGACAAACCCGAUAGAAAAUAUGAUCCAGCGCCUCUUAUGACCAGGACGCAGAGAAUAUUUUUAGGUCUUUUGGUCAGACUCGAAAAGGAGAAAGGUUUUGAGAAUAUAUUGGAAACUUUCUUCUUUAGAACGCAGGAAUAUAUGUUUAAAAGAGGUUGUAGCUUACAAGCCGCUAUUCCUUUGACAAGAUUAUUCUUGAGUUUGUGUCGAUUGCAUGCCAACAUAAAUCGUAUGAGAACAUUUUGCUGUGAAGCUUUCUUCCAUGCCGGAGACCUAGCAAUUCCUAUUUUCUUUACCGUUUUGACAUCGUGGAUUGACGUUAUGCCUUUAGAAGUCGACAUCAAAACUUAUCCAUUGGCCAAAGUUUUAUUCCAGCUGGUACAUUUGAAAACGUGUAAAAAACCAGGUUACAAUCUGUUUCCUUUAAAAUGUCUCUUAAGUCAAUAUCAUGGUUAUCAAACAGAGAGAUGGGAUUGUGAUGCAAUCUUUGAUGAACUUAGUCAAGAAUAUUUAAGUAACCCGUGCUUGGCUUCUGAUUACGCGAUACGCCUAUUCUGCAAGAAUAAAGAUACCAAAUUUGUAUACAAGAAACUCAACGAGUUUUUCAAACCUCUGAUAUACAAAAUUCCAUCGGAGAAUGUUAAUUUCAAAUCGGCCACCAUUAUAUUAAUGGGUAAGAUUUGCAGACAGUUUAAGGUUAAGAAUGAACAUGAUCGGAAGUGUUUGAUGGAGUUGAAGAGAUGGUUUGAAGGUUUAUUAGAAGAUAAUCCUGCAGAUCUUAUAAAACAAAGCAUCAAUAUAACGAUAGAACAUUUGCCGAGUAAGAGGAAGCGGCCUAAUAACCACUAUUUCGAUGUAAAAACCUCAAACGCUGAUACUAGUGCAAAUGAAAGAACUUUUUAA
Molecule: messenger RNA, 7022 nt
Organism: Psylliodes chrysocephalus
Lineage: Eukaryota; Metazoa; Arthropoda; Insecta; Coleoptera; Chrysomelidae
Source: the annotation of a GenBank genome assembly